AUGCCACCGAAAAAUACGAAUAUUAUUGAUGAAAUGAAUGAAAUAUUUGAACGAAUGCAUGCCCGACUUGAUCAACGUUUUCAACAACUUAUUCGACAAGUAAAUAUUCAUUCAAAUUCAAUGAUUCAUUCGCAAAAACAUAAAGAUAUUACACUUGUAUUUUGUCCUGUUAAACAAAAACAAUUGGAAGAAAAUAUUAAUGAUUUUGGUUGUUUAACGUUAUCAAAAUCUCUUCAUGACAUUCGAUGUUUGACUAAAUCGACAUCAACACCAUAUGCCAUGCACAGUAUUUCCACAUUACGUCAACAACCUAUGAAAAGAAUAACAGUCAAAACUACGGCGAAAAUUGAAGAUAAUAAUGAUACUAAUACUAAUAAUAAUGAUAAUUGUCGAAUAAUUGGAAAACAUGGACGGCAUAAAGGAGAAUUUAGUAAUCCACAAGAUGUAUUAAUUAUAACAAAUCCUACUCGAACACUUCUUGUUUCGGAUACGAUCAAUCAGAGUGUACAACUUUUUUCAUUAGAUACCGGUAUUUGUACAGGUACAUUUUUAUCACCACCAAAUUCAAAACAAAUAGCACUUCGUCGUCCUAUUGGUUUAUCGAAUACAUUGAAUAAUAGUUCAAUAUGUUUUGUAACUGAUUAUGAUCAACAUUUGAUCAGUACUUGGAAUAUUGAUGAAAAUGGAAACGGAAAAUUAUUGAAAAAAUUCGGUCAACAAUCUCUAUCAGGUCCGAAAGGACUUUGUAUAUCAAAUCAAUCACAACGAAUUGUUGUAGCUGAUAAUAAAGCAAAUAGUAUAUGUUUAUUUGAUUCAUCAGGAUUAUUUUUACAUCGUUUUGGUAAACGUGGAUCUGAACUUCAUGAACUCGCUGGUCCACAUUACGUUAAAUUUACUGAACAAGAUAAUGAUCGACAAAUAAUUGUAACGGAUUUUUAUAAUAAUUGUGUAAAAAUAUUUGAUAUAGAACGUCAUGGACAAUUUGUCACAAGUUUUGGUUCAGCGGGAAUGAACAAUGGUUCUUUUCAAGCUCCAACUGGUUUAGCUAUUGAUUAUGAACGAGGUUAUAUAUUUGUUUCAGAUUGGGGUAAUAAUCGCAUUCAAGUAUUCGAUCGUCAAGGUUCAUUUAUACGUAUUAUUGAACUGUCAACAUCCGAUAUGCCCUAUGGGCCACAAGGACUUGAUUAUGAACCUACUACUCGCACAUUAGCUAUUGCUAAUUCAGGCAAACAUUGUGCGAAUUUGGUUCAUAUUGUUUGA
Molecule: messenger RNA, 1260 nt
Organism: Rotaria sp. Silwood1
Lineage: Eukaryota; Metazoa; Rotifera; Eurotatoria; Philodinida; Philodinidae
Source: the annotation of a GenBank genome assembly